AUGAUUCCUGAAAAAGCAAUUGAAGUUUUUGAUGCUGCACUUCGUCAAAAUAAUCGUGAUAUAGCAUUAAUGAAAAAGAUUGGUGAAGCAUACAUAAAAACUCAUGCAUAUACAAAAGCUAUUAAAUAUUAUGAAGCCAUUGUUAAAGCAGAACCACAAAGUGAAUUACGAAUUAAUCUUGCUGAUCUUUUAAGUAAAUUAAAUCAAAAUGAUCAAGCACAACGAAUUCUUGAUCAAUUACUUAAAGAAGAAGUACAAAAUACAAAUUUUCAACAUGUACAACAAAUAACAAAAGCAUAUGAAAUAUUUGCAAAUAUGUUUGAACAAACAAAACAAUUUGAUGAAACGAAAAAAUAUUUAAUUAGAGCUAAAGAAAAUCAAAAGAAAUUACUUAAACGUAUACAACUUGAAGAAGGUGAUAUACAAAAAGAAAAUCAAAAAUUAUAUUGCAACAUUUGUUAUCGUUUGGCGACAAUGUAUUUUGAUGAACAUGAUUAUGAAUCAGCUAUUAAAGAUUUAAAAGAAGCAAGUGCAAUUGAUGAUCGAAAUUUAAAAAUUCAAAUGAUGUUAGCUAAAGCUUAUUUAAAUUCGGAACAAUAUGAAUUAUGUGAACAAAUUUGUACAUAUAUGAGUAAAACAUUUCCAAAUGAUAAUUCAGUACAAAUUAUGAUGGCAAAUUAUUUAUUACGUAAAAAUGAAAUAGAAAAAGCUAUACAACAAUAUAAAGAUAUUAUCGAACGAAAUCCAAAUAAUUUUGAUCCAUUUGUACAAAUGACAAAAUCACUUUAUCGAGCUGGACGUUUGGAUGAAAUAAGUGAUAUUUUAGAAAAAACAGAACAAAAUAAUUUAAGAGCACAUAAUGAUGCUGCUUUUAAUUUUGCGAAANAAAAGUGCUCAACUUAUCAAACUUUUUCAUCUGGCAUAAUAUAG
Rotaria sp. Silwood2 is the source of this 930-nucleotide messenger RNA. The record is from the annotation of a GenBank genome assembly. Lineage: Eukaryota; Metazoa; Rotifera; Eurotatoria; Philodinida; Philodinidae.